UUUGCUGAAUUUAGUUUUACACCUUUUACAAAUGUUUGCGCCUAUAAUUUGGCCUAAGUUUAAAUAAGCAAACAAGUAACAAAAAAAUGCUUUUUUUAGUUUAAUGUUUGAUCUACAGUGCGUUUAAAAACAUAUUCUGAAAAGGGGAUGAUCCACUGUCUUCCUCAACUAAUCUGUUGUAGGAUUGUUUAAGCUCUUUUACAGCAAAAUAGAAGGAAGCAAUAAACAUGUAUCUGGCAUUAACCCGCAUAUCAAAAUUCCCAUUGCAUGUGCUGUUCCGACUUGUGUGAUUCCAGGUUAUCAAAGAAAACUAUAAAUUUAGACGGUCAGUUCCGACACCUACAGCCACCUCCAGCCAUCCAUUUCCCAUCCAGACGGACUUGUGGAAACUUCAGCUUCCCGUCUCUCUCUCUCCCCAUUUACCUCUGGUUCUUGUUGCUCCCGCAUUUCUGCGCGUUCAACCCGGGUCAGAAUACAGGCUCCUGAUAUCAAAAUUGUGCCGGGACAGUGCUCUCUGGAUAUUGGUCAUAGGAGUAUACGCGCAACCUAUCCAGACCGAAUUCGGGAACUUCUCACACGAUUUCUCCGACUUGCGAAGUUUUAGCAACGGACUUUCUCGGCCGGUAAACUGCAGCAGCAGGUGUUUUUCGAUAGGCCAGCCUACAUUGUUCUGAAUAAACACGUCAAUUGGGUUUCAGAUAGAAAAUCUCGCCCCAAUUACAUCGGCAUUAUCGACAUUGCAAAUUAAAGUAGCCCAUUAAGAAAACAACUCUUCAAAUUAAAAUUCUGAUUCCGGAUUGGUACGGUUGGGAUAUCCGAGAAAAGCUGACGAUAAAUCAGACCAUCUAAUAAGCCGAUUGCAGAGAAUAAAUAGAAAAUCAGCAGGCGAAUGUUGAACAAAGUGCCAGUUUCAUGGUGGACGACACUGUUACAUUGACGUGCAGGGAUGGGCUGGCUUUUAUUGUUGGCAGUAGUGCUGGCCCUGCUCCAAUUUUUAGGAGUUACGCAUGGUACCACGGCGCAACCCAAUCAGGCACAAAUACCCCAACUCAGUACAGCAUCGCCCAUCCCCAAUUUGUCUGGUGGUAUCAUCGGAGGAAACAGAAUCGUGAUAAGCGAUUUUCGAGAAUGGAGAAGAGCAGAUCCGACCCUCAUCAACAGUUUGUGGCGCAGCAAAAUGGGCAACGGUAUCAGAAAGCAGUUAGGAAAUGCCGAAAUCUACAUCAUCUUGGCACUCCUGAUUGGAGUGGUUACCGUUGUGAUUGGCUGUUGGCUUUCCGACAACUGCUGGUCUCCGGACCCGGAAAUCGGCGCAGCUCCGGUGGCCUGACCCCAGCUACGAAACCGUCCAAAGCAUGGAGGGUUCCACAACCACCACGACCCAGGCGUUGUGGUCGUGGAUAUGGGCGAGGAGGAAGGAAACUCCUCACCUGGGGGCCGAUCUUCGAGUCCAGAGAGCGACUGGCCUCUCGUAGAGGUAUCCGAAAGAGAUGUCCUAAACCCCUGACAUCACGUUCUGUGCGAAAAAAACGGAGGUGUGGUGAUGGGUGACCCAGCAGAACUGGAGCCGACGUCCGAAUGCGAGUUGCACAAGAAGCCAAUUUUGGAAAAUGGACACGUUUGCCAGAUCGCAAUGCCAGACGAGGAUUGCGAGAUCCACGACGUUGCGAACGGUGCAACGGUUGGUAUCAAUAUGUGCGACGAUGUAAACAUGGAAAGCUGAGAGUUAGUGUUGGAAGAUAUCAUCGCAAUGAGUGAUACAGAAUAAAAAUAAUCCUAGAAUUAAUGCAGAACUAACUUUAGAAGGUAGUUUUCCAUUGUGACUCAACAAGGACUUUUCUGCGCGGAACUGAUCUAAAGCUCAAUAUUAGAGCUUUAAAUCCUGCAUUUGUAAGGGGAUAUUUAUGUGUCGUAUUGCCAUGUGAUAUAUUGGCUGUAUUUUGAAAUACUUUCAAUCAAUAUGAAUAGCUCAUUAACAUCAUACAUAACUUAACAUCAUUUUGCAGACCAAAAAACCAACUGACCGCUACUACACAAUGGGCUCUUUACUGAACCAAGGCUGUUGUUGCUCAUAGAAGCGCUUCUGUGUGUUAGUUUUUGCAAAUUAGAUUGAGCAAAAAACCAGGUAUAAAUUAU
Messenger RNA from Dendroctonus ponderosae (mountain pine beetle), 2136 nucleotides. RefSeq lists its product as uncharacterized. NCBI's taxonomy places the organism in Eukaryota, Metazoa, Arthropoda, Insecta, Coleoptera, Curculionidae. The transcript has 5 exons. The record is from RefSeq and is a predicted model, not a curated record. Bases 913 to 1551 code for a protein of 212 amino acids.